UCUCUGUAUAAAAACAAGCUGCACUUCCUCACACCGACUACAACAGGAGGAAAGGAGCGUCAAGUCCGAGCGGCCGCGGCGGGAAGGCAGCCCAGCACAGACGCCACCAUGCAGGCGAAGAACACCAUCAGUUGGAGACUUUUUCUGUGUUCCUGUCUGGUUUUGGAGAGUUCGUCUCAGCACUUUGGCGCACAGACGCAGUUCAUUUGCACGUCCGUGCCCAAGGAUAUGGACAUAUGCGCAGCCACAUUGCAGAACAGUGUGCCCGGGGAGGACUUGAAGACCACUGUCAUGCAUUUGCGGGAGACCGUACUGCAGCAGAAGGAAACGAUCAUGAACCAGAAGGAGACGAUCAGAGAACUCACCUCAAAGUUGGCGCGUUGCGAGGGCCAGAGCGGAGAGCCGGGGGGCCGCAGGAAAGAGGCUGGGAACAAGAACACCAUGGGGGACGUGUCCAGGGGCCCCGCGGACACUUUGGCACAACUGUCACAGACUUUACAGUCGCUAAAGCAGAGACUAGAAAAUCUGGAGCAAUUCAGUAGAAGUAACAACUCGGUGCAGGCGAACAGCCUGAAAGACCUGCUCCAAAGUAAGAUCGACGACCUGGAGAGACAGGUGUUGUCCCGGGUGAACAGCAUAGAGGAGGAAAAACCGGGACUGAGUCGGAAUGAGACCGAGCAGCGUGGGAGAGUCGAGUCCACGCUCACAUCACUUCACCAGAGGAUCACGGACUUGGAGAAAGGUCAGAGAGAGAACAGGCCCCUGGAUAAAUUCCAGCUCACCUUCCCACUGAGAACCAACUACAUGUACGCCAAAGUGAAGAAGAGUUUGCCAGAGAUGUACGCGCUCACCGUGUGCAUGUGGCUCAAGUCCAACGCCUCUCCUGGAGUGGGCACACCUUUCUCCUACGCAGUCCCAGGCCAGGCUAAUGAGCUGGUUCUCAUAGAGUGGGGAAACAACCCGAUGGAGAUACUAAUAAAUGACAAGGUUGCCAAGCUGCCUUUUCUCAUCAACGACGGGAAGUGGCAUCACAUUUGUGUGACCUGGACGACGCGUGACGGCGUUUGGGAAGCUUUCCAAGACGGUGUCAAGAGAGGGAGCGGAGAGAACCUAGCUCCAUAUCAUCCUAUCAAACCACAGGGGCUGCUGAUCCUCGGUCAGGAGCAGGACAUGCUCGGCGGAGGAUUUGAUGCCACACAAGCGUUCGUCGGAGACCUGGCCAACCUUCACAUCUGGGAUCGGAAAUUAUCCGUGGGGGAGAUUUACAACUUAGCAACUUGCAGCAGCAAAGCCCAAGUGGGCAACGUUUUUGCAUGGAUGGAGACGAGCCUCGAUAUUUAUGGAGGCGCCUCCAAGUGGACAUUUGAAGCCUGCCGACAGCUCAACUGAACCUGGACGGAGGAGACGAGUGUUGAAUU
This is a messenger RNA of Cynoglossus semilaevis (tongue sole), 1418 nucleotides long. It is a transcript of the gene nptx1l, whose product is annotated as neuronal pentraxin 1 like. Lineage: Eukaryota; Metazoa; Chordata; Actinopteri; Pleuronectiformes; Cynoglossidae. The record is from RefSeq and is a predicted model, not a curated record. The coding region runs from base 109 to 1389 and encodes 426 amino acids. The transcript is spliced from 5 exons.